GGGCAAUGAAGUUAGAAAGAUUGGAGUUUGUGGGAUUGGUGGGGUUGGAAAGACUACUAUUAUGAAGCAUAUCAAUGAUGAACUGGUGAGGGAGGCUAAGUUUGAUAAAGUGAUUUGGGUCACUGUAUCUUACCCCCUUGAUGUAAUUAAAUUACAAGAAAAUAUUGCUCGUGCUAUCGUUGGAGAUGAUAGACAGAGACUCCCUGGAGGUGAGGAUAAAGAGAGGCGGGUAGCUGAAUUAAAGAGUGUUAUGGGAAGAGUAAGGCAUGUGCUUAUCCUAGAUGAUGUCUGGGAAAAGUUUUCUCUGAUUGAAGUGGGAAUUCCAGAACCAACAAUUCAGAAUGGAAGCAAAAUAGUCAUCACUAGUAGAUCCAUUGAUGUGUGCCAAAAAAUGGACUGUGAGAUAGUCAAAGUGAAGCCUCUUUCAUUUCAGGAGUCUCUUAACUUAUUCUUAGAUAAAGUUGGGCAUCAUGCUCUGCAACUCAUCGUGGAGGAGUGUGAUGGUUUACCAUUGGCCAUUGUUGUGAUAGCAGAGAGUAUGAAGGGAGAGGAUGAUGUUCAUGUGUGGAAGAAUGCUUUAACUGAACUACAAGAAGGGACAGAAGGGUUGGUAGAAGGGUGGAUUGAUGAAGGACUAAUUGAUGUGUUGCCCAGUAGAAAAGCAGCUUAUGAUAGGGGUCAUGCCUUUUUAAAUAUGCUAGUAAAGAAGUGCUUGUUAGAGAAAACUGUUGAUUGGCAUGGUGUUGAUGUUUUCAAGAUGCAUGAUGUAAUGAGAUACAUGGCUAUCAAAAGCAUUGGUCCUGAAUUUGGAUAUAUGGUAAAAGCUGGUAUGAAAUUGACAGAGGUACUAGAUGAGCGUGGGUGGGGAAAUGAUCUUAAGAAGGCGUCUCUAAUGGAGAAUAACAUACCAAAAAUUUCCCUUGGGUUGUGCCCAAAGUGUCCAACUCUUUCAACUUUGAUAUUGUCAAAUAAUCCUAAUUUGUCCGAGAUCCCAAAAUCCUUCUUUGAAGGUAUGCCUGAACUGAAGGUUCUUGAUCUUUCUUUUACUGGUAUUGAAGCUUUACCUAAUUCCAUCUCAAACUUGGAGAAGCUCUCUUCCCUGAGGUUAAGGCGGUGUAGGAGGUUAAGGCAUUUGCCUCCUUUAGCAAAGCUUACGGCAUUAAAGAAGUUGGAUCUGUUUAGAUCCAGGAUUGAGAUAAAAGGAGAUGAGGUUGUGAGAUUGAGCAAGUUGGAGACCUUUUAUGGUGUAUUCGAUAACAUACAAGGCUACAAUUAUUUUGUCAAGUCUCAAGAUUUCCAAAUUCUUACUGAUUACUUUAUUAAAGUAGGAGAAAGACUCGAAUAUCCGUUGGCUACUCAAAGGGAAGCUAUGGUUAGUAUUAAUUAUUGUGACUUAGGAGAAGAAUGUAUGGUGCUUCCAGAUAACCUUCAGAGGCUGGAGAUAGUGCGGUGUAGAAACAUGAGAAGCGGCUUAAAUAAGGCAGCUUUGUUAGAAAAGGCAACCGAGUUGAGUUAUUGUAAUAUUGAGUCUUGUGAAGAUAUGGAGUGCGUCGUUGACUUGGACUCAUCCUCCUGUCUAGUACUGGAUAAGCUUGAAGAGCUACAUCUUCAGAAAUUGCCUAAAUUGAGUGUACUUGUGAGAGUGGAAGGAGUAGCUAUUGAAAAUCCUGCAUGAAUGAGGAAGUUGCUUCCACUUGAGCUGCUGCAAGCCUUCCAAAACUUAGAGGAGAUUGUAGUUAUCAGUUGUGAACAAAUGGAGGAGAUAAUAGCAUCAUCAGAUUCAGAUGCAUCAUCGGAUAAAUUCACUUUUCCCAAGUUAAGGAGAUUAUGGUUGCAUGAUUUACCCCAACUGAAGAGCAUCUGCAGUGCCAAAGGAGUUAUGGUUUGUGAUUCUAUUGAAGAAAUUUGGAUAGAGAGAUGUCGGGAGUUAAAGAGGAUCCCUGUGCAGCUUCCCCUGCUUGAUAAUGGCCAGCCAUCUCCUCCUCCUCAUCUUAGAGAAAUCAAGAUGAAUGAAGAGUCAAAAGAAUGGUGGGAAUCAGUGGAGUGGGAUCAUAAGAACCUACUUCAACCUUUCUUGAAAUAUUCUCGCUGGUGAUAAUUGAGGGGUAAGGUGUUGAUUGAUUAAGUAUUCAAUUUCUAAUUUUAAGAAUGUUGAUUUUAUUUAUUUAUUUAUUUUAUCUGUUUUCCAAUUCCUCUUCUAUCAUUUGCAAUCUAGAUGGAAGGAAACAAUUUCUGUUGAAUUGAAGGGAUCCAGAGUAAGAAAUCAUCAACUUAAAU
Molecule: messenger RNA, 2277 nt
Organism: Rubroshorea leprosula
Lineage: Eukaryota; Viridiplantae; Streptophyta; Magnoliopsida; Malvales; Dipterocarpaceae
Source: the annotation of a GenBank genome assembly